GGACGACGCUCCAUCAACAACCACCUCACUCGUCAUCCGUCGCGACAACAGACCAUCGUCCAUCUCGGCGGGAGACUGUGGCGCUAGAUAUCUUGGUCGCUCGGACUCUCACAGCCGGCACAAAAGGUCGUGUCGUGCCGCCGUGACCUCGAGCGCCUCUGGGCGUCAUUUGUUCCUUCCAGUCCUCCACCCGCUUUGUUUCUCUUCUUCCCGGCCAGGGCACCAAAUCUGUAAACAGCGCGUGAAGGGAAAUAAUGACCCUUUGCCGACCUCUGACCUGGCGACACAUUUAAGCUGCCGCCGCGACGCGCACGCCGAUCGCAGGGUAUGCCUCAUCGCCCCCAUCCGUACACAUUCCCCUACCCAGUCUUGCCUUUGCCGCACUCCUACACGCUCUGUUUUUGUUUUUGCUUUUAGCGAAGCGACCAAGCAAGCAGCUGCGCUGCGGACUCCGCGACUCGUGUGAAUUUUUCUUCUUUAUUUUUCACGCAUCAAUGAAAUGCCAGCGGUCUUAAGACGCCAUGGCCAUAAGGUCCCAGACCCGCCGAGGUGGUCCCUUGAAGGAACUCAACCCAGCCACAUAAGGGGAUGGCAACGGUCACUUGAAGGGCUGCGAGCAAGACUGCCAGCACGCCGGCUCGAAGUUUGGCAAAGCCUGCCUUGGAACGCAUUGCGCACGUCUUGGACCAGCUCUCUGGGAGAGCGUCCCUGAUAGAAUGGCGUCGUUCCCGCGCGGCGGAUUAAUUGACUGGUUGGGUACGGUUGGACGACCUUGGCGCUGUCUGCCCUCUUGACGAAACACCAGAACUGUCGACGAGAGCGCGCAGCUUCAAAACCAAAGGGUUUACAUAUGCCGAAGUGUACUCUUUUAACUGCUUCAGGUGGCCACAGCCGGUACGGGCGUGGGCGUUGACACUCGGCACCACAGAGUGCUGCCCGCACCCGUGGCUUGACUCUCCCGCGCAGACGCGACGCGCGACCCUCAACCCAAGAGCGGCAGGCUUGCAUUGACAACACUGUCUGUCGCUCAGCACGUCGAGCCAGUCCAGCCAGCGCGUGGUUCUGGCCCGCGUCGCACGUCUCGGCCCCGUCCCUUCAGUCCUUGGUUUCUCGCCGCCUUUAUUCCACCGUCCGUUUGGGUGCUCUGGCUAAUUCUUGCGUGUCGGAGGUUUCCAGCGAUACCACCAAUCCUUGCAUCCUUUCCCCUUUGGGGAUAGCGUCACACUGGAAAACGCCCCGGCCCGCCCACCGACAAUCAGCCGUAAACGGUCAAUCAAGCUAGCGAGGUCCCGUGCCGCAGUGCCCAACGUGAGUCGGUACUCUUCCCCGACCCCUGACUGUUAGCGCCCCUCGGUUCAGGCCGCAGGUGCACCGCAUCACGCACUCCAGCCACGCUCGUGACAACCUACCACGAUGAGGCCAGGAAGCAGCAUCGCGGCGGGCAGCUCAACUUCUAGAUGUAGCGACGGUUACUAACCCGCGCCGCAGUCAUCAAUUUGAAGGCGCUGCCAACCGCGUCGACGCCGUGCCAGCGCGCGUUGUUCGUGCGUGUUUGCUGAGGCGUCCGCGUCGCGAGCCCCGUCAAACAUGCAGUCCUGGGGUGGCCAGGACCAGAACGCCGCCGACGGUAGUAAUUCAUGGCAGACGGGCUUCGUGUAUCCCGGCCACAGCGGCCAGUAUGAUCCGAAUCAACACCAAUGGUCCCAGCCCGGCGGCGCUGGCUUCUCUCAGGUCGGCCACGGCCCGCAGGACGGCGGCGUGGCCGACUUCCACUUUGAUCCGGCGCAGCAGGGGACGGGCGGCUUCCUCAGCGAGCAGCAGCAUCUAGCCGCGUCCCAGCAAGGUCAACCCGACUUCCACGACGCGCACAGCUCGAUCCACCAGCAGUUCGUGACGCCGGGCCAGGACAUGCUAGACCCGUCGUUUGCCAACCUCCACCCGGGCAUGUUUGCCCAGCAGCAGGCUGGCAAGAUGCCUCACGGGCACGUAGCCAUGGGCCAGGUCCAGAACCACUCCCAUACACACCCCCAGGCGUUUGCCCAGCAUGACUUCUCAUACCCGGCUCAAGGCGGGCAGACCUUUGGCUCCCCCGCGACCCCGGUGGCUCACUACAGCCCUCCGCAGCUGAUGACUCGACCCGCGUCGACGCGACAGCGAAGCCAUACACCGGUGCAGCAGCAGCAACAACAACAACAGCAGCCACCGCCGCAACAGCCACCGCAACAACAGCAGCAGCAGCAGCCGCCGCCGCCGCAGCAACACUUUGACUCGAACAACAUCCAUCCUGGCUUGGCUCAGGGCGGCACAUAUCCUCGGCCGUCUCAAGCUUCUCCCGUACAGCAACAUGGGCAGCCGCAACUGUUCUCGGCCCCCAGUCAGGCGUAUGCCCCUGCGGCAAAUGGACAACAAGGCCACUUUCAAGCCGGCGCUCACGGCCAGCUCUCGUACCAGCAGUUCCAAGAGCCGCCCGCCCAGUCGCAACCGCAGCAAACCCAUUUCCAACAACAUGGGUUUCCUACGUCACAGACGACGUACCUUCAGCCUGGCCAAGGAACCCCUGUUCAACCACCGCAGCCUCAAGCAUCACAGGCCCCCGCCCCCGCACAAGGAGUAAACGCGGAGUCUGACGCUGGCACCCCUCAAGCUGCGCAGGCCGAGUCUCCGGCGAAGAAGCGGAAACGGGCGUCUAAGAGCACGCCGGAAACCGUUGUCGAGUCUCCGGCCCCAGUUGUCAUUGACCUUUCGGCGGAGUCCACGGCUAAGAAAGUAGAAGAGAUUGAUGCUCUCAAGGCUCCUGUACCUACGGCAGAGGAGGCAAAGCUGCUGAGUGAAGCCUCUAAGCGGGGCAAAACCCAUGGCAAAGCUCUCGCCACCAAGGCCAUUCCGUAUCUUGUCAACGCUGGCACCAUUAAGCUACCUGCACCAAAAAGCUUCGACAAACUCUCCCCAAUGGUUGCCGUUCCGUCACGCAGCGGCAAACCCGCCGUGAUAGGCCUCGGCUACGCACUGCCUUGCGAGGUCCAGGGCCGGUUCACCAGCCAGUACAAGCCGUCACUGGACAAGGCGGGACUCGACGAGAGAAGGGACGAAGCAAAGGACCUUCUCGGCGACUACGACCGUUCAAUGAAGGCCCUGGGCAAGCGGCAGCCCAAGUAUACCGAAUAUCCGCACUCGUUCAAGGAGCAGCUCAAGGCAGACGAGGCCUCCAAGAACAAAGCAGAGAAGAAGGCAAAGAAGGAGCAAGAGGAGGAACGUAACAAACCUGCCCGACCUCCGACACGCCCGACAGACCUCGCUGCGGCGGCCGCCUGGGAUGUCAUUGGUAUCGUUAAGAUUGAGCCCUCCGUGGCCCGGACGAGUACCCUCAUCGCGAACCGGGUCAAGGAGGCGGGCGAGUACCUGAUCAACCUUCGUGCCGAGGCAAACCGAGCUCUCAAGGCGUACGACCAGGCAGUCAAGGACAAGCUGGCCGACGACGAAACAGCAGGCAUCAAGCAGGAGGCGGACCAGAAGCGGGAGGCGCUGUACCAGGCCCUCGACGCCACACUCGUGCAUGCCGACGAUGCCGUCAUCGACAAUCUCGGCGGGCACCAGAAGCUGGUCCUCAGCCUCGUCAACGCGCUGAUUGCGUGUAGCAAGGUCAACGACUUUUCGGGCAAACUCCCCAAGAUUGUUUUGGAGCUCUUCACGCACUUCAAGAUCACCAAGAAGAUUGCUGAGACGCCGAAUUUCGACACGGUGCGCAAGCGCUUCGAGGAAAAGGGGGACAAGGAUGUGAAAGAUCUGGUGCGCGAGGUUUCUGCCGCCAUCAAGAAGUUUAGCAAAGCCGCCGAGUCCGACACAGGAUACGCGGGCACCUCGGCAGCCGGGCGCGCGAAGCUGGGCAUCAAGCCGGCGGACUCGGCCAAGCGUAGCCGGGACGAGGAGGAGGACACCCGAACGGUGAAGAAAAUUGCCGUCGAGCCCGGUUCGUCCCUGAGCAAGAAGCUGGGCCAGUCCAAGGUCCUUUCAUCAAAGGCGGCGCCCUCGGUGGCAAAGACCUCCAUAUUACCCGGCAAGUCAAGACCCGUCGCCAAACCUACCAAGUCAGAGCCGGCCGCGGCAGCCGAUAGCCCGAGCGCGUCGGCCGACGAGAAGAAGACUGUCAGCGCUGCUGCCAAGCCCGUGAUGCCGAAGAAGGAGGCGAAGCCCGUCGCGAAACCACCCGCCGCCCCGACCUCGUCCGUGGUCUCCAGCAUAUCGUCGCUGCUCGACUCCAUCAACUCCAAGAAGCCAGAGCCGCAGGCGCCCGUCGUCAAGGAGGAUAGGUCGGCGACGCCUGAGACGUCGGAGCAGCGCGUCAAGCGUCUGCGCAAGGAGGCCCGUCGCAAACUCCGGGUCAGCUGGAAGCCGGAGAGCGAGCUGGUCCAGAUCAAGGUCUUUGAAAAGGACGACGAAGAAGACGAGGGCCGCGACGUGAAUCAGCUGCGGGACGCCGCCGACGAUCGGUCCGAAGGCAUGGUGCUUAAGCGCCGCGUCAACGUCAACGUCGACGACGAGGACGACGACCUUCCGUACCAGCCGUGGGAAGAGCCGUCGCCGACCGACUUUUCCCAUCUGGCCGAGGACAUCCGCAAGAAGAGCUACGUCACGCGUGGAGGCGACAUGGACGUCAGUACCGAGGAGCAAAAGCGCAUCGCCGAGAGGGAGCAGCGUGAGCUCAUGGCAAUCUACACGGACCCGGCCGAUAUUCCCGAGUCGAGCAAGUCGCCGCCACCGGAAGAGUCUUCGGCCUUUGAGCCCAAGGUGGUGCGGCUACCGGACGACGGCAAGUUUGGCGAGAUUCACCGACGCUGGCAGGAAGAGCAGCAGAUGGGCCGGGACCUGGCCUACGAAGCCGCCUUGAAGCGUCUGGACGCCAAGAACAGCAUGUCGACGAGGCUCGACUCCAUCUUCGGACGUCUUCACCGGCCCGCGGGCCAAGACGCCGCAUCCACGGCACCAAAGCCCUCGACGUCGAGUGCGGCAGUCUCUAAGGCAACCAAUAUGCACGUCCCGUUUGCGUAUGGUCCGACGGUAGAGGUCAACGUCCUCGAGUGGCUCAAGUGGGAUAAGAACCGUUUGUGGCGCGACCCCGACCCGGUGCGAGCAAAUGCCGCGCCGGCUCAUCAAUACGCCCCCGAGGCGGAGCAGGCGGGCAGGGUGUUGGAGAGCGUUGUCGAGCUGCUUGGCGGCAAGCCGUAUCCCGCCGUGGGGCCUCCACAGUGGCUGAAGAACGACGAGGAGCGGGUGCGCGAGUGGUGGCUGGGAUACAACAAGGAGGCGGCGGCGAGGCAGAAACGGCAAGAAGAGGAGCGCGCGCGGGCCGAGGCCGAAGCCAACGCGCUCCGAGCCACGGCCGGCGGCGCGCAGGACUGGACCGCCUACUACGCGCAACAGCAAUACGCCCCGUACAUGGCGCUGCUGCAGCAGAUUAACGGUGGUGCGCAGCAGCAGCCGCCCGCAGCGCAACCCCCCUCGGCGGCGCCGCAGAUGCCUGACAACCAGCUGCAGUCGAUCCUGGCUGCUAUCAACAGCCAGCCGUCGCAGCAGGGUCAGCAGCAUCACCUCGACUAUGCCGCAUCGUUUGCGCAGGGACAGCACGCGUCGUCGUCGUCAUCGCACGCCGCUGGGGACCAUGAGCGGGACUGGGAGCGUACGGAUCACCAAGGCCGGGCAGGCGAGCAGCAUCGCGACGGUGACGAUGCUCGGGGGAAGAAGAAGCAGCGUUCGCUGCCGCCGCACAAGCCGGCCAACAAGGCGCUCAUCGGCACCAAGCCGUGCACGUUCUGGCAGCAGGGCAAGUGCGCUCGAGGCGACAAGUGCACGUUUAGACAUGGUUAGAGUUUUUUCUUGUCUCUCCUUCUUUUUGGUGAGGAUGGGAAGGGCCGGUCAUUGUGUUUGUUGGGGGUGGGGUGCAUCUAUUGCGGCGGGCACGCCUGGAGUUGAGGCCAUCAUCUGUCAUUGCAUUUUUCGUGGGCGGCUGACCGUGCUUUUCUUGGCGGCGACGGAAAGCCUGUAUACAAUAACUACUAGCCUGGCCCUUGCCGGCAGACAUCAAGUGCUCAAAUACGAUCCAUUUGCCUGUA
Messenger RNA from Purpureocillium takamizusanense, 6107 nucleotides. RefSeq lists its product as uncharacterized. The record is from RefSeq and is a predicted model, not a curated record. Bases 1588 to 5862 code for a protein of 1424 amino acids. NCBI's taxonomy places the organism in Eukaryota, Fungi, Ascomycota, Sordariomycetes, Hypocreales, Ophiocordycipitaceae. The transcript has 4 exons. Gene Ontology annotation, molecular function: metal ion binding.